Arachis duranensis is the source of this 1949-nucleotide messenger RNA. RefSeq names its product serine carboxypeptidase-like 45. The record is from RefSeq and is a predicted model, not a curated record. Gene Ontology annotation, molecular function: serine-type carboxypeptidase activity. The coding region runs from base 72 to 1484 and encodes 470 amino acids. Gene Ontology annotation, biological process: proteolysis. The transcript has 10 exons. Gene Ontology annotation, cellular component: vacuole. NCBI's taxonomy places the organism in Eukaryota, Viridiplantae, Streptophyta, Magnoliopsida, Fabales, Fabaceae.
UGACUAUAGUGUUCUUUGCCUCACUCCUCUGAUCUCUCUCUCUCUCUCUCUCUCUCUCUAAAUCCAAAAGCAUGGGAAAUGGCAUGGCAGUGAUGUUGUUGUUUCAUGUGAGUUUAUUAUUGGAGGUGUUGAGUUUUCCAUCGUCUUCCUCUUCUUCUUCUUUUGAUGGAAAUGAAGAUAGAAUUGGAAUGCUUCCAGGACAAGCAGAAAACAUAGAAUUUGAACAGUUCUCAGGAUAUGUAAGUGUUGAUGAAAAGAAGCACAAGAAUCUCUUCUAUUAUUUUGUUGAAUCACAAACUCAUCCUUCUUCAAAACCUCUUGUUCUCUGGCUCAAUGGAGGACCCGGUUGUUCAUCACUUGGAGUUGGUGCAUUCUCUGAAAAUGGACCAUUUAGGCCAAAUGGAGAGUUUCUUAUUAACAAUGAAUAUAGUUGGAAUAAAGAAGCAAAUAUGUUGUAUUUGGAGACACCAGUUGGAGUGGGGUUCUCUUAUGCCAACGGUAGCUCCUCCUAUUUACAAAUCAAUGACGACGCAGCUAGGGACAAUGUUGUAUUUCUUCAACGCUGGUUCAACAAGUUCCCUCAAUAUAAGAACCGAGAUCUAUUUCUAACUGGCGAAAGUUAUGCAGGGCAUUAUGUUCCUCAACUUGCAAAGCUCAUGAUUGAAAUGAAUUCAAAGAAAAGGAUAUUCAAUCUCAAAGGAAUAGCUUUGGGUAAUCCAGUUCUAGAAUACGCCACAGAUUUCAAUUCAAGGGCAGAGUUCUUUUGGUCUCAUGGACUAAUAUCAGAUUCAACGUACAAGAUGUUCAGCAAUGUGUGUAACUAUUCAAGAUAUGUGAGUGAGUACUAUAGAGAUUCACUUUCCAUGGUUUGUUCAGAGGUAAUGGGACAAGUUAGCAAAGAAACAAGCAAAUUUGUUGACAAAUAUGAUGUCACUCUUGAUGUUUGCAUUUCCUCUGUGCUUUCACAAUCAAAGGUUAUUUGUCCUCAAUCCCAAGAAAAGAAUGAGAGGGUAGAUGUGUGUGUAGAUGACAAGGUUACAAACUACUUGAAUAGAAGAGAUGUACAACAAGCACUUCAUGCCAAGCUUGUUGGUGUAAGAAAAUGGGAUGUUUGCAGCAACAUAUUGGACUAUGAUAUGCUUAAUGUGGAAAUACCUACACUUCCUCUUGUUGGAUCACUAGUAAAAGCUGGAGUUAGGGUCCUAAUUUACAGUGGAGAUCAAGAUUCAGUGAUUCCACUGACUGGAAGCCGCACUUUGGUUCAAAAGUUGGCAAAACAAUUACAACUUAAUACAACAAUCCCUUAUAGUGUAUGGUUUGAAGGUCAACAGGUUGGUGGAUGGACUCAAGUUUAUGGGAACAAUAUGCUUUCAUUUGCCACAGUAAGAGGGGCAGCACAUGAAGCACCUUUCUCACAGCCUGAAAGAUCAUUUGUGCUUUUCAACUCAUUCCUACAAGGCAGGCCUUUACCACAAAUUUUUUGACCCCCCCAAAAAAAAAUUGCCCUUUUAGUUUAGAUUUUUUUUUGUUGCCUACGAUAUGUUUGGUUCAAUAGGUCAGGGAUUACUGCAUGCACGGGAUUUGAAUUCCUACGCAUAUUCAAGCAAACGAAUGAAUUGACUACUCGACCAACUAAAAUCAGUUCUUUUUAGUUUAGAUUUUGUAAGUAUAACAGUCGUCACUUCAUACCCCAUAUAUUAUUUAUUUAUCAUUUGUAAAUCAAUGUAUUUGUGUCUAUGCAUAAUGUCAAAAGAAAAAUUAAAAAAAAAAAAAGAAAAUGUGAAGGUUUUUUUUUCUUGGGGUUGGAUUUGCCGUACAUUUUUGUGUCCUUUUCUUGUUACUUGGGCUUUGUCACAAAUGUAAGUUGUUGUUGUUAUGUAAGAAAUUAUUGUAAAAAAAAGGAAUUGCAAGUUUGUAACAGAAUAUGAGAGUUGUCUUCUUUGUCUGAA